Molecule: messenger RNA, 1609 nt
Organism: Paramecium pentaurelia
Lineage: Eukaryota; Ciliophora; Oligohymenophorea; Peniculida; Parameciidae
Source: the annotation of a GenBank genome assembly
UAAUGAGUUAGUCAAUGUCACAAAGUUUCCUUGUUAAACAUUAUUGUCGAAAUCACCCUACAGAGUAAUUGACAAGCUUUUGUUCAACAGUAGAUUGCUUAAAACCUUUAUGUAAAGAAUGUAUUGAAUCACAUACUUAAUAUCAUAAUUAAAUAUCUUCAACUGCUAACAUUGAAAGCUUAGCAAAUGUUAAAUUGUUUUGCUAAAAAAAAAUACAAUCAGGAAUAAUUGAGAUAUAAAAAAUAUAAUCAAUUGUAAACUAAUAUGGUUAAACUGAAUACGAAGAUCAGACAAUUAAAGAUAUCAAAAAGGCAAAAGAAAAUGUAAUAAAUCUAGUUAAUUAAUACUUUACAUUACUAGAGGAUCAAUAUAAACAAUAUAUAGAAUCUUAAACUAAUUCUUAAUAAAUAUUUAUUUAGUAAUAAGAAAAUGUUUAAAAUUUUAUUAAUGAAUUAGAGGGUUUAUAUGUUGGAUUGGAGAGUUCAAAUUAAAUAAAUGUAAUCUAGAUUGUUUGCACUUUGGAUAUAAAAAAAAAUUAACUUAAAUUUAGGAAGGUAAUGAAAAAUUUAUAAAAUUUAUAACAAAAUAAUCCAUCCAUGAUUUAACUAAGUUAAGUUAAUUUAUAACAUAUUCAAUAAGCAUUAUCUAAUUAUGUAUAAAUUGAAUUUGUUCCUUUAUAAGAGAAUUUGUUACUCAAUACAAGUUAAAUAUCUUCAGUUUAUUAAGAAACCUAUCUUUAAUAAAAUGAAUUUUUUAAAAAUAAGUAUAAAUUAUUACACUUUUUUGAGACAGGUAAAUCAAUACUUUGGUUAUAUGACUUAAGUUUACCUAAUUAAUUAUGGAGACCUGUUUAAAUUUCAAAUUAUAUUGAAGUAUUACCAUUUUCAAAAUCGUUAAUAACUCCAGAUGGAUAGAUUUAUUUAACUGGUGGAUCAUUACCAAAUAAGAAGAAGAGUAAUAAAAUUUAUUAAUUCAAUUUUUAAAAUUAUCAAUUAUAAGAAAUUGGAUAAAUGAAUAAUGGUAGAAGUUCACAUGGUUUAAUUUGGAAAUAAAAUGAACUUUUUAUUAUUGGUGGAUAUUUAGAUAAUUUAUAAAUAACAAAUUAAUGUGAGGCAUUUGAUUGUAUAAAUAAAAGAAUAAUAAAAUUACCAAAUUUAAGUAAUGCUUUAGGAUCACCUAGUGUUAGUAUUUUUAAUGAUAUUGUUACAGUUGCUGGUGGAAUAAGUAAUAAGUUAUAUUUAUAUUAGUGCAAAAUAUGUCUAUUAAUUAAUAAAUAGAAUUUUUAUAGAAAGACAAUUGGGUAUCUUGUAUUAUAACAUCAUAAUUGACAACAAUGGCUUCAAUGAUGUGUUCAAUUUAAAUAGAAUAAAAUUAAUUAAUGCUAUUUGGUGGAUAUUCAGAAAAUAAUAAAGGAUCAAAAGAAUGUACUAUUCUAGAGAUAAAUGAUAAGACAGCUAAAGUAAUUUAAACUAAAUAACUGCCUUAAGCUGAAGGAUUUUGGAAUAAUAUACCAAUUAUUUAUUAAGGAAGGAUCUUGGCUUUAUAGAAUGUAGUGUUAGAUAAUUAAGGUAAUUGUGCUCAUGAUCAAAGAAGAAUUUUAAUUUAUGAU